Messenger RNA from Desarmillaria tabescens, 330 nucleotides. RefSeq lists its product as uncharacterized. The coding region runs from base 1 to 330 and encodes 109 amino acids. The record is from RefSeq and is a predicted model, not a curated record. NCBI's taxonomy places the organism in Eukaryota, Fungi, Basidiomycota, Agaricomycetes, Agaricales, Physalacriaceae. The transcript has 4 exons.
AUGUCUUCUUCCGAGCUCGGAACUCCAACUCUGAAGUCGCAGCUCUCAAGCAACGUCACCACCUCUCCAAGAAUCGCAGAUUUCCAGCCUGCUUGGAUCCUCUCAUCUAUCAAUGCAUCAAGUUCAACUAGUGGUCUUUUGAAGAGACGUAUUGCAGAGUUGGAGGAGGAAGUGGUCGUGUUGAAGGGCACUCAAGUCAAGCAUUGUGUCCGGAGUGCCGAGGAUGAGCAGGCUGAAAAGAUUGAACUAUCUAGGUCCCCUCCUAACAGUAACUCUGGGAAGCGAUUGGCAGCGAAGAGGGAGGAGCAGGAGGGAGAUCAUACAGUAUAA